Nyctereutes procyonoides (raccoon dog) is the source of this 1284-nucleotide messenger RNA. Its product is annotated as translation initiation factor IF-2-like. NCBI's taxonomy places the organism in Eukaryota, Metazoa, Chordata, Mammalia, Carnivora, Canidae. The record is from RefSeq and is a predicted model, not a curated record. The coding region runs from base 1 to 1284 and encodes 427 amino acids. The transcript has 2 exons.
AUGGCUUGGACCAUGCCCGACCCCCCAGCUGAGGCCCUCACCCAGGUGGCUGCAUGUGGCGGUGGGGCCUACGGGGCAGGUGCAGCGCUGACGGCGGGGAGGACAGAGCUCAGGCUGAUGGCGGCGGGGGGGGGGGGGGCGCGACCCCGAGGACCCAGACGGCCGCACCUGCCGGGCUCUGGUAGCGCACUUGGGGCGGACCAGCCCUCUGACACCGCCCCAGGGGGACACAGGAGGCCCGAGGCCUGGGGCCGGCCGCGCGACUGGGUCCAGGGGACAAGGGCGAGGAAGGCGGUGGUGAGUCCCGCCUGCACCUGCUCCGGCGCAGUCACGGAGACCCCGAUGCGCCUUGGCCCGGGCUCCCAUCAGCCGGUGGCGCCGCUGCGGAAGGUGCUGGAAGAGGCCCGCGCGCAGGACCCGCUGCCCCGCGGGCCGCACAGCGCGGGGGUCAUGAGGGCUGCGGGGCCUCGGCCCGGGCUCGGACACGCUCAGGUGUGCACACCCCUGCGCGGGGCUCUGACACCCUCAGGUGUGCACACCCCUGCCCGGGGCUCUGACACCCUCAGGUGCACACCUUGUGCCCGGGCUCAUUCCGAGGGAACAGGGGCCACUUGGACGAACAAGACGCGGCGGCCAGUGCGGGCGGCUGCUGUGCGCACCCCGAAGGCGAAGCCCCCCGCCCCCCCCCCCCGCCCGGACGAACUGGGGCCGCCGCCGACCCGGGCGACACGCGAAGGCCGCGCUGUGGUGCGCAGAGCCCGGGGGGCAGCAUCCGCCACAGGGACGAGGUGUCGGCCCCUUCAGCCCCGGGCGCCGGGGAACAGCAGCGGGGACACCAUCUGGGGACCACCUGCUGAGCCGCAGGCUCCCGGGAUGGGCGACCCGGGGCGGGGACCGCGAAGGAGAGGCCGCGCAGGUGCAGGUGCGCGCGGGACGGGACCCCCACCUGCCCCGGGGCCGCUCAGGGCGGAGAACGGCGGGAGCCGGGUGAGAACCCAGACAGGGCCUGGGACCUGCACGCACCGCGGCGCCCAGGCGAGCCGCUGUCCCCAAGGAGGAGCCGGAGGACGCGCUGCCCCCGUGGCCUCCCGACCCCGCGGGCCACGGUCACCCCCGGUCCUGGGAGGGGCGCGAGGAUGUCCAGGCCCGGGCGGGGGGGGUGCGGAGGUGGUCGGGCCCCUGCCCAGGGCCAGCUGCUGUCGGGAUCCUCCUGCAGGUGCUCGCUCCACUGCUGAUGUCACCUCCUGGCAUCGUCCUAUGAGAUGCUCACCUGUGUGUCCGUAA